Messenger RNA from Contarinia nasturtii (swede midge), 2629 nucleotides. Its product is annotated as putative transcription factor capicua. The transcript has 6 exons. Gene Ontology annotation, cellular component: nucleus. Gene Ontology annotation, biological process: regulation of transcription by RNA polymerase II. Gene Ontology annotation, molecular function: DNA-binding transcription factor activity, RNA polymerase II-specific; RNA polymerase II transcription regulatory region sequence-specific DNA binding. The record is from RefSeq and is a predicted model, not a curated record. Lineage: Eukaryota; Metazoa; Arthropoda; Insecta; Diptera; Cecidomyiidae. Bases 384 to 2129 code for a protein of 581 amino acids.
AAGUACACUUGUAAUUAAAACGUAUCGAUCAUCGACUCCUUAAAAUACAUUUGUUUGGUUGCAUUUAUUCAUUUUGCGUGCACAGUGAAAAAAGACAACGGGAUUUUGUAUCACUUCUUCAUAUUCAAUUCAUCGCUAAAGCACACAGUCAUAUGUCAUUCAAACGGAUUCAAUGCUUGUAAAGUAAGAACAUUCAUAAUCGGCAACAAAAUCAAUCACACAAUUGUCAUCAAACAACCAUUGUAUUUAGCCAAAAAAAAUGGACUACCAAGAAUAUUGUGUGGUUCGACUGAAUAUGUUGUAAUAUUGCAUCACAUUUUUUGGGUGAAUAAAAAAUAAAAUAAAAAAUUUUGUUGAAAAGAACAAUAAAAUUGUGCAACAAAAUGGAGUCGAGUAAUAUGUUCGCGAAAGGCACCGAAAUUUACAUGAAAUGUUUGUUUGCAUUGCAAGAGCUGAAUCCAUCUGUUGAAGUUACGACGCCGAAUAAUACAAGUACGCCGAGCAGCAUUCCGUAUUAUGUUCCAAAUUACACACAAGUCAGCCAGCAUGUACACAGUCAACCACUCAUGUACGUUCCAAAUCAAUACGCAUUGCAAUCACAAGUGCCGCCAACCUACGAUGGUUCAACGUUUAAGCCAAUGAAUGCAUGGCCACACGAUUACGGAAUGUUUGAAACGCAAAAACCACCAUCAAUUGUAACGGACAAUCGUUAUUAUAAUCGAUAUGAUCAAAAUGUGUACCAAUAUGAUCCGCAGAUGGUAAAUCAGCCGCCACACAUCAACAUGAUGGAAAAUCCAGCAAUGGAACCGAAAUGGCAAUCACAACAAAGCAUGCCAUUGACUUCAGUUCAAAGCACCACAGUUCCAAACACAACGGAUUACAAUGAUGGUUAUCUGGCGACAGCUAAUCAGUAUAUGCCAUCGCAAACUUCGGAUACCAAAAUGAUGCGAUCAUCACCGGUGCCAUUCGAAUUGCCGCAUAACAACGGUCAUCAAACAUUUGAAGAUUUGAAUUGUGCAAAAGAUAAAAAGAAAAUCCGUCGACCAAUGAAUUCAUUUAUGCUUUACGCCAAACGUCAUCGAAAAGAAGUUCAUAAGCUAUAUCCGAUGUGUGACAAUCGAACGGUUUCUAAAAUUCUCAGCGAAACAUGGUACGCAAUGGAGUCGAGUAAAAAGCAAGAAUAUCAUGAUUUGGCCAACGAGAUGCGUCGAAACCAUUUCAAAAUGCAUCCCGAUUACAGAUGGAAAACAACAAGUGAUCACAGUCCGACACAACAAGCGAACGAACGAGCAUUUGAAUGCAAUGCACAGAAUGACACCGCAAAAAUGCAUUCAUUCGAUUAUGGUCAAAAGGAUUUAUCGAGUCCACUCUCUCCAGUCACACCGUCAACGGAAAACUCAUUGAGCCCAUUCGCUUACACUGAUGACACUAAAAAACCGACAAAUGACCCAUUCCCAGUUGAUGCACAGCCAUUUCGUCUUGGUCCAACACCAGCCCAAUUAAAACAAAACAAAUUACAGGCGAAUGCAACAAAUGAUGACGAUAAAAUUGUCGACACAGUACCGAAGGAGCAAAACGAUUGCGACAAAACCAUUGUCACCGAAUUGCCACAGCUACAUCAGUUCGAAAAUCGUUUAUCUUUGCUUCCACAAUUUGAUUUCACAAACUAUCGCAUCAACAGCGAUUGGGAUACAAGUCCAACGUCACCUACACGAUACAAUACGUUCACACGAAAACGAGCUCAGCCAUCAAACGCAUCAGCAACCGAACAACAGUGCGCUAAAAAGCGUCUAAUCGGCGAUCGAUUCUUCGGGCCAGAUUUCAAUGUCAACACAUUCAAAGAUUUGGAUGCGCAUUCGAACAAUUCAUCGCCGGCCACACCAACAUCAGCUGAAGAUUCGCGAAUAAUGCAAGAUCUUAUUUUUAACAAGAGGAAGCGAAUUCUGAUGGAUCAACGGAAGAUGCUCAUAAUGGAUUUAUUCCGAAAAUGCGGCACAUUCUUUCCAGCACCGAAAGAUCUUGAUGACUUUUUGGAAGAGCAUAUGCAUCUGUUUGGAUCCAAGGGUUUCCUGAACAUCAAAAUUCGUGAAUACCGCCAAAAGCAUAUGCAACAUCAAUCACCACAAUAAAUCAUAGAAUAGUUAACACUGUUUCAAUUCGCUUAAAACGCGAUAAUUCUGUAAAACAUUUGUGUCGAUAUUUGCAAAUCAACACCAAGGAAGAUACAUUAUGAUACCGUUAUUACCGUUGUACUGGCAUCAAUAUUAUUAUGUUUAUAUUAUUUUUUUGUUUACAUUUUGCUGAAAGUAAAUUUCCAAAUGUUAUUAGUUGUUUUUUUUUAAAUAUUGAAAUUAAGAAAGUUAGCUAUAAAAAAAAAACAAAAUAGAUCAAAAUGUGCGUCCGUCGUUUUGAUUGUAAAAAAAAUGAAGAUAUUUACCGUGUAUCCUUUGUUAGUUGAAACGAUUACGUUAGUAUUGUUAUUCACGGGUUUAGUUUUGUUUUAGAACAAAUUCAAUUGGUCAAUGAGAGAUGAAUACGAUACUAACGCCAUUGUAGUUCGUUCAUCUCAUUUUCAAUCGUUUAUAUUUUGCAUUGCAAAGUUCAAAAUAAAUCGUACCUCCUUGUUUGA